GUUUAUUUCUUUUCCCUGAAAGGUAGAGCCACUGAGAGGAACAAUGUUAGCUUGCAUAUCUUACCAAAAUUGUCCUGCUUGUAUGAAAUCUCUCUCAGCAAGCUUCCAGAUGGAUAGAUUUGGUUGGACCAUCAACAGCAGCAGGAGCACCACAGCCCCCCACAGGGCUGGGGGAAAUCCAAUGUGAACCCCCCAUAUUAGGAGCAGGGGAUAUCAAAUGUGAACCCCCCACAGUAGGAAUGGGGGACAACCAAGGCAACCCCUCCGUUGUAGAAGUUAGGAGUGUCAGUAAUGUUCCUCUACCUCGCACACUUACAAACAAACACCCAGUCAUGUACCUAAAUGAAUUAAGGAGAAAUAUGACGUAUCAGCUAGUGGCUGAACAGGAGGUAGACAAAGAGAAGCUGUACUCAAUGUCUGUUCAGGUAGAUGGACAAACCUUCACAGGGACAGCCAAGAGCAAGAAACUCGCUAAGAUGGAAGCAGCUAGACAGGCUCUGGAGACUUUGUUUAAUGCUGUAUAUGUCCCAGAUUUAGAAAGUCAAGUGGACCAGAAAGAGGAUACAGCAGCAGUUCCAGAGGUCAAAGUUGAGCCUGGUGUAGAAGAAGAAUCAGGCAGCAUGUUGGGAAAACGAAGGUUCCCUGAAAAUGGGACACAGAUCAUUCUUAACAAAAAAAGGAAAGUCCAGAGUACUCCAGUCACUAAAAAUGCCCUGAUGCAGCUGAACGAGAUAAAACCUGGGCUGGAGUUCCAGUUUGUUGCCCAGUCGGGACCUGUCCAUGCUCCAACCUUCAUCAUGAGUGUGGAGGUAAAUGGGACAAAGUUUGAAGGACAAGGACAGACUAAGAAGGCAGCUCGUCUAAAUGCAGCAGAGAAAGCUUUGAAGUCAUUUGUUCAGUUUCCUAAUGCUUCUGAAGCACACAAAGCCCUAGGAAGGGAGAUUGUUAAUAAUGACGCUGAUUUUACCUCCGACAGCGCGGAAGCAACCAAUGAUAUCCUAUUUAAUAACUUUGAGACUGGAUCGGAAAAUGGUGCCUCAGGUGAAGUGUUAGUGAAGGAGAAAAAUGGAGUUAACAAUUUGCCAAAGGGUCGGAAAUCUGUGGUUCCUUCCGUACCAGAUGGUAAAAACCCAGUAAUGAUCCUAAAUGAAUUGAGACCUGGACUGAAGUAUGAUUUUGUUAAAGAACAUGGUGAAAGCCAUGCCAAGCAUUUUGUGAUGUCAGUGGUUGUUGAUGGGGUUAAAUUUGAGGGAUCAGGUCGCAAUAAGAAGCUGGCCAAGUCCAGGGCAGCUCAGAUGGCUCUUACUAAACUGUUCAACUUGGAGUUCUCCACACAUCCAGGUACCAAGCCCGUUCCUAAAGAAUCUCACACAAAUGUUCCUCAGGAGUUAGCAGACCUUGUGUCUCGUCUUGUCCUGGAAAAGUUUUGUGAUUUAACUGAUAAUCUGACUUCUCAGUAUGCUAGGAGAAAAGUUUUAUCAGGUAUCGUCAUGACAACCAGUGACUCUGAAGACAGUGCCACAGUGAUUUCUGUUUCCACGGGAACCAAGUGUAUAAAUGGGGAAUACAUGAGUGAUAAAGGACUUGCCGUCAAUGACUGCCAUGCAGAGGUCAUGGGUCGAAGGUCAUUGAUGAGGUUCCUCUAUUUUCAACUGGGGAAACAUUUAUCUGGAAAUCAAUUAGAAAAAGAGUCCUCCAUAUUCCAACCAAAAGAGGGAGGAGGAUUCAAAUUAAAACCCAAUGUUCACUUUCACCUCUAUAUCAGUACAGCUCCAUGUGGUGACUCAAGGAUUUUUUCACCUCAUGAGGCAGCUCAGGAGUUGGAAGGUGGAGACAAACACCCCAAUCGUAAAGCCAGAGGUCAGCUCAGGACCAAGAUUGAGUCAGGGGAGGGGACAAUUCCUGUGACGUCCUCAGGAGGGAUACAGACCUGGGAUGGAAUCUUACAGGGAGAGAGGUUGUUAACUAUGUCAUGCAGUGACAAAAUCGCUCGCUGGAAUGUCCUUGGAGUUCAAGGCAGUCUAUUGAGUCACUUCAUAGAGCCAGUGUAUUAUGACAGUCUCAUCUUGGGCAGCUUGUAUCAUGGAGAUCACUUGUCUCGAGCCGUCUACUCCCGCAUAUCAAAUAUCGAAAAUAUACCACCCCCAUUCCGUCACAAUCAGCCGUUUAUGAGUGGAAUCAGUAAUCCCGAGAGUCGACAGCCACGGAAAGCUCCAAACUUUGCCGUCAAUUGGUGUGUGGGAGACGCUGGUCUGGAGGUCAUCAACACAAUGACAGGAAAAACAGAACAGGGCACAUCCUCACAAGUCUGUAAGCAUGCGUUCUUCAAAAGGUUCCUCCAAUUGUUCGGCAAAAUCCCCUCGUUCACUGGGCAGUCUGUUACCCAGCCCCCACGGACGUAUGCUGAUGCAAAGGCUACGAUGUUGGAAUACCAAACGGCGAAACAGCAGAUGUACUUAGCUUUUCAGAAUGCAGGACUGGGACGUUGGCUUAAGAAGCCAGAAGAACAAGACCAGUUUAUUGUGUCUAGCUGAUAACGCAGUGGUUACACUUUUAUGUCUUGAUGGACUCUAAAUGUUCAACAUUUGUCAGAUCUCAUUUCCUAUAGUGUACUUUUUUGCAUUACACUAUAAGAGUUUGUAUUGUGCUUCAGUUAAAAUCUGACAUGAAUGGAAGUAGACCAUUUGGAAUCGUAAGAUCUCUCUAGGAGAGAAUGAUUUAGAUUUUGGUUUAUCUUCAUGUAUUAUUAUUGCCAUAUUUUUUGUUACUGUUUCAAUCACAGCAAACAGUGAAAGACAUCACAAAUUCCCACUGAAAAUUGAAAAUAAUUUCCAUCAUUAACAACAUUCCCCAAACAAUUCUCUGGUAUUAGAUUUAUAGAAUCUCAGAGCAGUUCUUAGCGACUGAUUCUGUAGAAGUUAAUAUCACACGGAAAAAAGAGGGGGCGAGAUUAAAUGCACUUAUUUCCUGUAAUGAAUGUGUGCACUGAAAAUCAAUUAUUUUUAAUUAAAUGUUUUAGCAUUUAAUUUGGGAAUUCAUUUCAAUCAUUUGGAGAAAUAGUUAUUAAGGAAGAGAGCAGCGUAUGUUGAUGGAAUUGCAUAAUUUUUUGUGAAUUCAAUUCUUGCAGAGAUUUUUUUUUAAAGUUACGAUCAUCACAGUUAUGUUCUGUAGAUGUCUAAUUAAGAGAUUUAUAAAGAUAAGAAUCCAUGCACAACAUGCAGGCAGUAUCAUGGAAUAUUUGAUUGUGAAGAAUGUUAACAUGAUGACGAUGUUAAUUAAUUGUAGAUUGAAGACAGUAUUUUGUAUAUUUAAAGCUAUGAACAAAAGUACGGUAGACAUGAAUCAAAUGAUGAACAAAGAAUGGAUGUUCACAGUACCAUUACUGUAUUGAAGCUGUGCUUGACCAGACCAACAAUAAAUAAAUUUUUUACCA
Messenger RNA from Saccostrea echinata, 3433 nucleotides. Its product is annotated as double-stranded RNA-specific editase 1-like. The transcript is spliced from 6 exons. Gene Ontology annotation, molecular function: tRNA-specific adenosine deaminase activity; double-stranded RNA binding; double-stranded RNA adenosine deaminase activity. NCBI's taxonomy places the organism in Eukaryota, Metazoa, Mollusca, Bivalvia, Ostreida, Ostreidae. Gene Ontology annotation, cellular component: cytoplasm; nucleolus. The record is from RefSeq and is a predicted model, not a curated record. Bases 240 to 2534 code for a protein of 764 amino acids. Gene Ontology annotation, biological process: RNA processing; adenosine to inosine editing.